Messenger RNA from Lagopus leucura (white-tailed ptarmigan), 1049 nucleotides. It is a transcript of the gene PLAAT1, whose product is annotated as phospholipase A and acyltransferase 1. Gene Ontology annotation, molecular function: A2-type glycerophospholipase activity; glycerophospholipid phospholipase A1 activity. NCBI's taxonomy places the organism in Eukaryota, Metazoa, Chordata, Aves, Galliformes, Phasianidae. The record is from RefSeq and is a predicted model, not a curated record. The transcript has 3 exons. Gene Ontology annotation, biological process: N-acylphosphatidylethanolamine metabolic process. Gene Ontology annotation, cellular component: cytoplasm. The coding region runs from base 254 to 868 and encodes 204 amino acids.
GACGCUCGUUUACCCCUCUCCCCAUAGGAGCGCUUCAUACCCGGCAGUCGAGUUCAGCAACGAUGUGAGGCAGCAGGCAGCCGCCCUCUCCUCGCUAUUUAUAGCGGCCGGGAGGAGCCAGGGAUCGGGACGGCUUCCGCCUCCGGGCUUGCUCGGGGCCGCGGCAGCAGCAGGACGGACACAGGGAGCUCCCCUCGUGCCUUGCCCUGGGCUGCCCAGCCAGAGAAGAAUGUCCUGAGCUGGAUUUUGCAAGAUGGCAGCAAAUGAGAGCUUCAGUGCCGCCCACCCUGGAGAUCCCCAGCCUGGGGACCUGAUUGAGAUCUUUCGGCCAGCAUACCAGCACUGGGCUCUCUACCUGGGAGAUGGGUACAUCAUCAACGUAACACCUGUGGAGGAGGGACCACCAGCCACAUUUGGCAGCGCCAAGUCGGUGUUCAGCCGAAAGGCCAUGGUGAGGAUGCAGCUUCUGAAGGAGGUGGUGGGAAACGACACCUACCGCAUCAACAACAAGUACGAUGGCACCUACGCUCCCCUCCCUCUGGAGGAGAUCAUCCGACGUGCCGAGUACCUCAUCAACCAGGAGGUGUCCUACGACUUGCUGGGAAACAAUUGCGAGCACUUCGUCACGCUGCUCCGCUAUGGCGAGGGGGUCUCUGAGCAGGUAGGCAACACAUGCUGCCCAGGGUCCAUCCUUGUGGGGUUGGCAUGGAGACGCUUAGUGUGUCUGUGCACUGUGGCACAGCUCCAGCUGUGCAUGGGGACAGUACAGCCCCUGGGCUGGGGUCCAAAUCAUCACAGGCUCACAAAAUACUCUGAACCAGGAGGCUCCCUGGGGCUGGGGUACUGCUUUUGUUCAGCACAAGGAUGAAGGCAUGGGAUCGCUUACUCAUUUCAUUGCCCUGAUUAGCUCUACCUGCUCUUCAUUCAUGUGCCUAUGUUUUGCUCUCCCUCCGCAGGCCAACCGAGCCAUCAGUGCCAUCGGGUUUGUGACGGCGGCUGCAGGUGCCUUCUCUCUGCUGGGCCUGUUGCGGAGCCGGAGCCGAGAGAGG